CACCUGGCUUGCUUGCUGGUCACUUUUUGUUCAAAGACCCAGCCCACGACCGCCGCUCUCACGGUCAAACUCCCGCUCAUCCAACAAAAACUGAUCGAGCAGUCAGACUUCCUUCCCAAUUGUCGCCGGACUCCUCCAAUCCCGCCGACAACCUUGGCAGAGAACAUUCAGAGUUCUUCCUCGCGUCUUUCCAAAACACUGGUUGCCUUCGAGCACUAGCCCACAUUCAAAGAUGUCGAUGCCAAUGCCCGGCCCCAUGGGCCCUAUGCAGAUGGGCCCCAACGGCCAGCCCAUGCCUUCGCCUGAGCAGAUCGCGGCCAUGCGCAGACAAAUAGAGGCUGAUGCCCAAAAGGCCGGCAUGAGUGUCCCGGAUUUCCUCAACCACCUCCGACAGCAGGCCAUGCAGCAGCAGCAGAUGGCCAUGCGUCAGCAGCAGCAACAACAGCAGCAGCAGCAACAGGGCGGCGAAGGUGGAGAGGGUGGCCAUGAUCACGCUCACGAUCACGAUCAUGACCACGAGGGUCAUCAGCACCCUCACUCUCAUCAGCACCAGCAGCAGCAGCCGCAGCAGGGCCAGCCGCAGCCUAUUAGGCCUGGCCCGCCCAAUCCUGUUGCGCUUGCGCUGGCCAGCUUCCUGCGCGCGCAGGAUCUGAAGCCCCGUACCUGUAUUCUCAAUGGCGAGCGCAAGGACAUGUUCAAGGUCAAGCGUGCGCUCCGCGCUCUCCAGUCCCCCGCCUACGAGAAGGCGCGCAAGAAGAACCCCGAGUUGCCCGAGAUCACCGAUCGCGCGUCUCUCGAGAACACCUUUAAGCUUCUUCCCAUGUCGAUGCUUGCCCUGCGCGUCACCAAGACCGACCCUCACGAAGGCCACGACCACGGCCCGAAGAAGACGAAGCGCAUCAAGGGUCUCUGGACCGUCCGCAUCGAGCCUCAACAAGAGGCCAAGGAAGAGAUGUACUACGCGUGGUUCUGGGAGGGCAGCCAGGUUAAGCGCAAGCUGUACUCCAUCCUCGCCCUCGUGCUCAUCUUCAUCGUUGUCUGCUACCCCCUAUGGCCCCUCAAGCUUCGUCUCGGCGUCUACUACCUCAGUUGGGGAUUCUUGGGCUUGCUCGGCCUGUUCUUCCUCAUGGCCAUCUUCCGUGUCAUUCUCUUCUGCAUCACCUACUUUGUCGCAUCACCCGGCCUUUGGCUGUUCCCCAACCUGUGGGAGGACGUCUCGUUCAUGGACAGCUUCAAGCCCGUCUGGGCUUGGCACGACACUGCUCCCAAGAAGGGCAAGAAGAAGAAGGCCUCAUCCACCGGCGCCUCGAGCGCCGGCGGUACCUUCGCCGCAUCCACUGGCCAGCCCCUCCCGGCUUCCGCGACCACAACAGCUACGGAGACGCAGAUUGCAUCCCAGCCCGCGCAACGCCCCGGCUACGUCGCGCCGGCUGUGGAGGAGCUCGGUGAUGAUGAGGAGUAGAUGCAUUUUCGAGGUGGACAGUUUCGCAUCAAACAGGCGUUGGGGAUUUUUAUUAGCUGAAAGAAGGACUGUACGAGUAGAAUACCCAUCGUCCAAACUAGCUGACGCGUGGGUUUGGGAAGGACAGAGACGAUCUCGGUACAUAGCAUUUUGGUCACUUUGGC
This is a messenger RNA of Colletotrichum scovillei, 1626 nucleotides long. RefSeq names its product Sec62 family protein translocation protein. The record is from RefSeq and is a predicted model, not a curated record. Gene Ontology annotation, cellular component: endoplasmic reticulum membrane; endoplasmic reticulum. NCBI's taxonomy places the organism in Eukaryota, Fungi, Ascomycota, Sordariomycetes, Glomerellales, Glomerellaceae. Gene Ontology annotation, biological process: post-translational protein targeting to membrane, translocation. Bases 233 to 1462 code for a protein of 409 amino acids. The transcript is spliced from 3 exons.